AUGCCGGCGCACCGGAAGGUGAGGCCCGCGGGCGCGGCGGUGCGGCGUGCCGCGCUGCGGUGGUGGCUGCUCUCCCUCGCAGCCGCGGGCGCCACCGUCACCGCCGCCGCCGCGCUGCUCGCCGUCGCGCUCCACGUCUCCGGCCUCGCCGCGCCCUCCUCCGCCUCCUCCGGCGCGCCCUACCGCCUCUCGCAGCCGCGGGAGAUCGAGGAGCUGCGGUGGGAGCAGGAGUUCGCACCGCCGCAGCUCGCGUCGCCACGAAAGGUGUUCGAUUCUCCCACGGAUGCUGUUUUGCUGCUACUGGACGGCGUGGCGGACGACGCGGCGGGGAAGAGGCUGUGGCUGCCGGCGCCGGCGCCGGCACGGCGGUUCGUGCCCUGCGUGGCGCCGUCACCGGAGUACAGAAGCCCGGUGGUGUCGAGGGGGUACUUGCUCGUACACACCAAUGGAGGACUCAACCAGAUGCGCGCUGGGAUCAGUGAUAUGGUGGCAGUUGCGCGCAUACUUAAUGCUACACUCAUCAUUCCAGAGCUUGAUAAGAAAUCAUUUUGGCAUGACAAAAGCAACUUUUCAGAUGUCUUUGAUGAAGAACACUUCAUAAAUUCUUUAGCUAAUGAUGUGAAAGUUGAGAAAAAACUUCCAAAGGAGUUGGUGAAAGCUCCAAAGUCUGUUAGGUACUUCAAGAGUUGGUCUGGAGUAGAUUAUUAUGAGGACGAGAUCUCUCCACUGUGGGACCAUCGCCAGGUCAUUCGAGCUGCUAAGUCAGAUUCCCGCCUUGCAAACAACCAUCUUCCUCCUGACAUUCAGAAGCUUCGUUGUCGGGCCUUUUUCCAAGCACUGAGAUUUGCUCCCCCAAUUGAAGCUCUAGGCAAACUAUUGGUGAAGAGGAUGAGGUCAUUUGGGCCGUAUAUUGCUUUGCAUUUGCGCUAUGAGAAGGAUAUGCUUGCCUUUAGUGGCUGCACAUAUGGUUUAUCACAGACAGAAUCAGAAGAACUUGCAAUGAUCAGAGAAAACACAACCUACUGGAAGGUGAAGGACAUUGAUCCAUUAGAACAAAGAUCCCACGGGUACUGCCCCUUGACACCAAAGGAAGUCGGCAUGUUUCUUUCUGGGCUAGGGUAUCCAUCAAGCACCCCAGUCUACAUAGCUGCAGGGGAAAUUUAUGGAGGUGAAUCACAUAUGGUUGAUUUACAAUCAAGGUUCCCUAUUCUGAUGAACAAGGAAAAACUUGCCUCAGCUGAGGAGUUGCGGCCUUUCAGCCAAUAUGCUGCUCAAAUGGCAGCUUUAGAUUAUAUUGUUUCAGUGGAGAGUGAUGUCUUUAUUCCAUCUUAUUCGGGGAACAUGGCACGGGCUGUUGCAGGUCACAGGCGUUUCCUUGGCCAUAGGAAGACAAUCAGUCCUGACAGGAAAGCACUAGUUCGAUUGUUUGACAAAGUUGCUAGUGGAUUACUAAAGGAAGGGGAGAGGCUAUCGCAAAGGAUAAUAGACAUCCACCAGAAAAGACAAGGCUCUCCACGGAAGCGAAAAGGUCCGGUCUCAGGAACAAAGGGCAAAGACAGGUUUAGGUCAGAAGAGGCAUUUUAUGAGAACCCUUUUCCUGACUGCCUGUGUCAACCAGGGUCUCCAGCCAGCGGUGAUUCUCUUGGCAGCAUCUAA
Molecule: messenger RNA, 1656 nt
Organism: Miscanthus lutarioriparius
Lineage: Eukaryota; Viridiplantae; Streptophyta; Magnoliopsida; Poales; Poaceae
Source: the annotation of a GenBank genome assembly